Schistosoma mattheei is the source of this 1261-nucleotide messenger RNA. The record is from the annotation of a GenBank genome assembly. Lineage: Eukaryota; Metazoa; Platyhelminthes; Trematoda; Strigeidida; Schistosomatidae.
CGAUCGCUAAGGACAGCUCAAUAUCACCCUGGUGAAUAAAUUUGUUUUAACUUGUAAAAGAGAAGAUAGUCAUGGUAACCCUGAGUGACAAUUUCAAUAGUUAUCAAAUGAGCAUUGUAAAUACAGAAGGCACUUCAGCAGUCUUGGUUAUUUUUCAUUUCAAUAAGGAAUUAUGUAAAACAUUCAACAAUAGUGUAGUUCGUCAGAAAAGUGUAAUGAAAAGCUAUGGAAACGGUCAGUCAGUUGGAUUUGCUGAUGAAGUUGUUUGUUUAGACGGUGACUGGAAACGCAAUGCAACAAUUGGCCUUCUACAUUUUGAUUCCGCUGUGGCGGCUCAGAGGUGGCUUAUCAGCGAUCCAAUAUUUCGUCAGCACGACUGGUUGGAUGAUGCGGAAAUAUGGAUUGUACCUUUAUGUACGGAAAUAAGACCAUGGAAUUACUUGCAAUUGAGUUUAUUUGGCUCAAUUAAUGGAGACAACUUUAAGAACCAAUAUUUACCUAAAUUUGAAGAGUCGAUUUCAAAAUUUGGAGGAGUACCAUUUAUUAGUUCAACUUCCUAUAUUGAAGUACCUCGAGGACUAAAAGAAAUCGACUAUUUAAUUAUUACUGGAUGGCCAGAUGACGAUAGCUCUCUUAAGUGGAAUCAGAGUCUCGCUAGCUCUGAAGAAUCACUAACAUUCAGGAGUGACAACCCGUUAGUAAUGCAUAGGUUCGAAAACGCGCGUUCGGAUACAGUGAUGAUAUCAUCAUCUCGAAACACCAGGUUUAGUGGCUUAGACGUGAAUUAUGAACACUAUCCCGAGGAAGUCUACAUCCUCCAUUAUUUGUCGACACUGGUUGGAGAAAGUCAUGCUCAGUUCUUGACACAGUGCUGUGGUAUGGAAGAAAGCUGUAAAUCACUAGUAUGUCGAUCCUUCACGACUCUGGUAAGGGUCCUAGAGAUAAUGUAACAGUGGUUUGGAACGUCGUGAGACAGCCCACAAUAUUAGCUAUUGGCAGUCCUGCUGUAAUUUUCUUUUACUUUCUUCAUAAAAACGAAAGAUUUUUAAUUGAGUGGAUUCUUUGAUAUAAUUCUUCUAAAUGAAAUGUUCCUCAUGUUAUAUGCUACUCUUGUUCACCUAUUUUUACUCACUAAUUGUUUGUUAUUUUACAUUCACUUACUUUUAUCUGUCGCUUCACAUUUUCUAUUUGUGUGGCGAAAACACUUAUUUUGGUGCUUAUUUGUACCAAUAUUUGUAUGUCCAAAAAAUAAAUAAGUAGA